Molecule: messenger RNA, 1475 nt
Organism: Daphnia magna
Lineage: Eukaryota; Metazoa; Arthropoda; Branchiopoda; Diplostraca; Daphniidae
Product: carboxypeptidase B
Exons: 11
Coding region: 84-1367 (427 amino acids)
Biological process (GO): proteolysis
Molecular function (GO): metallocarboxypeptidase activity; zinc ion binding
Source: RefSeq, a predicted model, not a curated record
CCGAUGCCCGGGAUCUAUAAAUUAAGAGAACCUAUGCUAGUAAUGUAUGAUCAGUUCGUUUUUUGUUCCGAUCAAACACAGUCAUGAAGCUCUUCCUUGUUUUGGCCCUUGUGGCAACAUCCGCCCUCGCCUCUCAGAGGCGUUACGAUGGUUAUCAGGUAUUUGAAGUGAAUCCCAAGAACAAGGUUUCACUGGAAGUUUUGACUAAACUGCGCAACGAAAGAAGCGAUGUCUACGAUUUCUGGACUGAUCCCCGAAACAUCAACCUCCCCGUUGAUAUCAUGGUUCCCCCAGCAUUUGCCUCGACCUUCAUCAAUUUAAUGCGAACGUUCGAAGUUGAUUACAAAGUCAAGAUUGCCGACGUUGAGGCCAUGAUCGAAGCCGGCCGUAAAGAUAUUGCCAAGCCCAUCAUCCGCAAGGAACCCCGACUUUCCCGCGCUGGAACUCCUCGCUAUUCCCUCAACUGGGAAUCGUACUCUGAUCUUCCUGCCAUUGAAGAAUUUCUCGCCGAGUUGUCUGCUGCUUAUCCUAACUUGAUGACCACCACGGUGGUUGGACAAAGCUACGAGGGUAACAACAUGAACUUGGUCAAGAUUUCCACUGGAGGAACUGGCAAAAAAGCUAUUUUCGUUGAUGGCGGUAUCCACGCUCGCGAAUGGAUCUCCCCUGCCUACGUCACCUGGUUGAUCCAUGAGUUGGUCGAGAACUACGCUGCCCAUCCCCAAUACGUUGACAACAUCGACUGGUACAUCAUGCCUGUUAUCAACCCCGAUGGCUACCGUUACACCUUCGCUGCAAAUGGAGAUCGUCUGUGGCGUAAGACCCGAAAACCUAAUCCUGGCAGCCCUUGCAUCGGCACUGACAUGAACAGGAACUUUGGUUUCCACUGGGAUGAGGGAGGCAGCUCUGACCUUCCCUGUGGUGAUACUUACAACGGAGGUGUUGCUUUCAGCGAAAUCGAAUCCCAAAUUGUCCGCGAUACCAUUUUGAGCGUUGCCCCACAGACGAUGGUCUACCUGACUGUCCAUUCCUACGGCCAGUACUGGCUUACCCCAUGGGGUUACACUUCCGACUACCCCGCCGAUUACGAUCAGCUUUAUGAUUUGGCUGUUCGCGCUGUUGACAAACUCACCGCCCUCUACGGAACUCAGUACACCAUUGGAACUUCGACCAACGUCCUCUAUGUCGCUUCUGGUGGCAGUGACGACUGGGCAAAGGGAGGAGCUGGAAUCCCCUACUCCUACACCGUAGAAUUGCGAGACACCGGGAGAUACGGUUUUGAAUUGCCCGCAACUGAAAUCCUCCCCAACAACGCGGAGAUGUGGGAGGCCUUUAAGGUGGUUGCUGAGGAUGUGAUGGCCAUGUAAUCCGAAACAAAAAAUGCUUAGGGAAUGUAAAAAAAGGUUUUGCAUUAAGACCACAAACUUUAUCUUUGCCAUGAAAUAAAAAUAAAACGAUGAGAAAAUGCCCAAAAA